AAACUCCCACGUGUAUUAUAGUAAAACAGGUUGAGCACGACCCCCCUCUAAACUCCUCCUCAACUUCCCAAGUUGCUAAACCCUCUGCCGAGCAUUCAGACCAUUUAAAGUAAAUGAAAACCGAAAGCGUCUCCCGGUCUCGCUCGCGAACGUGCCGUUGCUUUAUGAAUGCGGUUGAAUUGAGAGAACACGCUGUAAAAGGGGAAGGUCGAGAGCAGGGCGUACAUAAAAUGUUUACGAAACGGAGAUAGCGCAGACACGGCGCAGACUGACCGAGAGAUACACAGACAGGCGCGAGAGUAACUUCUAUGAACUAAUAACCCACAAGUGCGAAAACAAGGAUGUUCUGAUAUGAUGCCAUCUAGGCACUAACAUUUUCAUCAGUGGGCACGUGUAAAGUGAUGUGUUUUACGAUCAUUCCGGCAGCGACAAACAGGCCAUCGCGCAGGACAACCGGAUAGGGACUGAGUUCAUCCUAUGAACGAGAUGCCGCCUCUGUUCAUGGACUCCAGAUCUGAAAGCAGCGUCGCGUCUUUCUCCGGCGAGGAUUCCCGCAGUCCUACCGACUGGGAAAGCGGAGGGGGGAAGAGGCAGAAGGUGGAACACAGAGGGAAACGAAAAGAGAGAAAUAGAGACGCCGCUCGGAAGAGCAGGAAGAAACAGACGGACAAAGCUGACCUCCUUCACCAGGAGCUCCAGGGUCUGGAGAAGGCCAAGUCCGCCCUGGAGAAGGAGAUAUUGGGCUUGAGGAGAGACCACAAGCUGUACAGCUGUGCCCUGGUGCAGCAUCAGGCCUGCUGCUCUCUGCUGCUCCCUAUGGGGAUCCCUGCCUCCUCCUCCUCCUCCUCCCCCCUCCUGCCCAUGGCUGCCCCCCCGCCUGCCACCACACCUGUUUCUACCUUCCACCCCUCCUCAGGUGCCCCUGCCCCUCUAUCUGCCCCCUCCCCCAGACCUCUAGCCCCUCUAUCUGUCCCCUCCCCCAGACCUCUAGCCCUGCUAUCUGCCCCCUCCUCCAGACCUCUAGCCUCUCUAUCUGUCCCCUCCCCCAGACCUCUAGCCCUGCUAUCUGCCCCCUCCUCCAGACCUCUAGCCCCUCUAUCUGUCCCCUCCCCCAGACCUCUAGCCCCUCUAUCUGUCCCCUCCCCCAGACCUCUAGUCCCUCUAUCUGUCCCCUCCCCCAGACCUCUAGCCCCUCUAUCUGCCCCCUCCUCCAGACCUCUAGCCCCUCUAUCUGCCCCCUCCUCCAGACCUCUAGCCCCUCUAUCUGCCCCCUCCUCCAGACCUCUAGCCCCUCUAUAUGCCCCCUCCUCUGGAGCCCCUCUACAUGUUCUGGUACCCCUCUCCUUGUUCACAGCUACCUCAUCUUCCCCGGAGACCCCCUCCUAUCCUCACCCCGCCCUCACCUCCUCCCAGAGGGCCCCCUCUACAUCACAUGAUUCCUCCAGCCCUCUUCUCAGUCUGUUAACUACCCCUAGUCCCCUGAUUCUGCCUCCGCUUGCCCCAGCUCCUACCCUCUCCUCCUGCCCCCUCCCAGCUCCUACCCUCUCCUCCUGCCCCCUCCCAGCUCCUACCCUCUCCUCCUGCCCCCUCCCAGCUCCUACCCUCUCCUCCUGCCCCCUCCCAGCUCCUACCCUCUCCUCCUGCCCCCUCCCUACCCUGUCCACCCACCCCCUCCCUGCCCUCUCCUUAUUUAUGGACUCUGAAGAAAUGUCUCUCUCCAAACUCCUGGAGAGCAACGAUUGGCUGCUGGACUCAGCGACAUCAUCAAGCUGGGCAUGAACUGAACCCCUCCUCUUCUCUCCUCUCCUCUUCUCCACCUCCUCUCCCCCUCCUUUCCCCCUCCUCUCCCCCUCCUCUCUCCUCCUCCUACACAUUGGGCAUUAAGGUGAUGAGUGAAUGUGAAUGAUCUACUGAACAAAUUAUGUGUUUGUUUCAUUUAGUGUUUUAGUUUCUUAUAUAUUAACAGUAUACAUAAAUAUAUCAAAUAAAUUUACUGUCUUGGGUCGAUGCUAGACCAUGCAUGGUGAAAAUAAGCUUAUGAAAUACUGUUUUAGUAAUCGUAUUGUUAUUGUUGAAUGUUUUUGUUGUUUUUUUUACAUUAUUUUGGCCUGUACACAGCAGUGAUAGUUAAGCUGUAACCAUGACAUCAUAAACACCCCUCACAACAGUUCCAUUCUGUCUUAUUUUGUUUGUUUUCAUCCAAUGAAAUUAAAGUUGUAAAAGGACAUUCAAGGUAUUAGAGAUUUAUUUUAAAUGUAUUUAGCAGGCUGUAUAGUUCCAGUAGUUCAGCUGUCUAAAGAUACAGGCUGUAUAGUUCCAGUAGUUCAGCUGUCUAAAGAUACAGGCUGUAUAGUUCCAGUAUUUCCAAGCUGCCUGCUGCUGUGUUUAGGAUUCUUAAACAUGUCAGAUAUGUUCACAUCUCUCUUGUUGUUGUUGUUGUUUAAGAUGUAGUUUAAGAUGUUGAUAUGUUCUGUUUACUUUGACCACAAGUGUGUGUGUGCUAGUGUGUAA
Molecule: messenger RNA, 2511 nt
Organism: Osmerus eperlanus (European smelt)
Lineage: Eukaryota; Metazoa; Chordata; Actinopteri; Osmeriformes; Osmeridae
Gene: batf2
Product: basic leucine zipper ATF-like transcription factor 2
Exons: 3
Coding region: 478-1779 (433 amino acids)
Biological process (GO): regulation of DNA-templated transcription
Molecular function (GO): DNA-binding transcription factor activity
Source: RefSeq, a predicted model, not a curated record